This is a messenger RNA of Centropristis striata (black sea bass), 2973 nucleotides long. RefSeq names its product grainyhead-like transcription factor 2b (gene grhl2b). The record is from RefSeq and is a predicted model, not a curated record. Gene Ontology annotation, molecular function: RNA polymerase II cis-regulatory region sequence-specific DNA binding; DNA-binding transcription activator activity, RNA polymerase II-specific. The transcript has 16 exons. Gene Ontology annotation, biological process: regulation of transcription by RNA polymerase II; neural tube development; brain development. Bases 1 to 1992 code for a protein of 663 amino acids. Gene Ontology annotation, cellular component: nucleus. Lineage: Eukaryota; Metazoa; Chordata; Actinopteri; Perciformes; Serranidae.
AUGUCACAGGAGACAGACAAUAAGCGUCUGGUGGUGGUGGUCCCCAAUGAGAGCUCCUACCCUGCAGUGCGGCGGGCCUUCACGAGUGAGGACGAGGCAUGGAGGUCAUACCUGGAGAACCCGCUGACAGCUGCCACCAAGGCCAUGAUGAGCAUCAACGGGGACGAGGACAGCGCCAACGCCCUGGGCCUGCUCUACGACUACUACAAGGUGCCGAAAGAAAAAAGGCUUCUGCCAGUUCCCAAAGUCGUUGAAGUUACAGAGGAGCAUGAGAAGAGGUCUGCAUUGCCAAACAACCCCACCGGCCAAAGCGAGGUGGAGACAGUGGACAACCGUGUUCAGGUCCUCAAGUCCGUCCCCGUCAACCUGUCGCUGAAUACGGAGCACCAAGAGGCCAAACGGGAGCACUUCAGCUCUGCCGAGGCAGCACCGGGGGACGGGGGCCCACAAGCCGUGGCCCUGGUGAAGGCCGAGGUGUAUGCGCCCGUCUUCAUGGCGGGAACAGGGCUGCACUACAGGGUGGAGGGGGACGAGCCGUCGAGGGUGAUCUACGAACCGAGUCCGUACGAGGUGACCAACGUCAGUCACAGCUCGUAUGUGAAAGAAGACCAGCAGAGUCCGCCGGACAGCCCGUACGAAGAGGAGCGAGACGGGAAGUACCACACACCUUCCUCUCUGGCUACAAAUGAUUUCUUAUUUCACCAGGAGGGAAUUGACAGCUUCCAGUACACGCUGGAUGCGACACGCUCGCUGCGUCAGAAGCAGGGCGAGGGACCGAUGACCUACCUGAACAAAGGCCAGUUCUACGCUGUGACGCUCAACGAGCUCAGUGCCAACAAACGCCUCCGCCACCCCAUCAGCAAAGUUCGGAGUGUGAUCAUGGUGGUGUUCAGUGAAGACAAGAACCGAGACGAGCAGCUGAAGUACUGGAAGUACUGGCACUCUCGGCAGCACACAGCCAAACAGAGAGUGUUAGACAUUGCUGAUUACAAGGAGAGCUUCAACACAAUUGGCAACAUCGAAGAAAUCGCCUACAACGCCAUCUCCUUCACCUGGGACGUGAACGAAGAGGCCAAGAUCUUCAUCACAGUGAACUGUCUGAGUACAGACUUCUCCUCUCAGAAGGGGGUGAAGGGUCUCCCUCUGAUGAUCCAGAUCGACACGUACAGCUACAACAACCGCAGCAACAAGCCGCUGCACAGAGCCUACUCACAGAUCAAGGUCUUCUGUGACAAGGGAGCCGAGAGGAAAAUAAGGGACGAGGAGAGAAAACUGUUCCGCAAGAAGUCAAAAGGUUUGAGCUGCAUGACAAGUCUUUUUGAUUGUAAAGACGGAGGUGUCGGCGUGAUAACCGCACCCAAGAAGUCCGACACCACUUAUUUCAAGACUCUGAGCGACUUGGAGGCUCAGCCUGUUCUCUUCAUCCCCGACGUUCACUUUGGCAACCUGCAGAGGGCCGGACAGGUAGACCUACACUUACAUUCUUCUUCUUCUCUGAACAGAAGUGAAAGAACUUGUUUUAUCUGCAGACAAGUGACAUUGGAGCCACAGCUUAAUGACCUGAUGGCUCUAUUUGAGCUCCAGAUCAAAAACAUUGUGUUUACCUUCAACACGGAGGAGAUCGAGAGAGAAGGGAGCGUGCUGGUGAAGAGGAUGUUCAGGUCGUCAGAUGAAGAUCUGUGUCCGUCACCUCACAAACAGAUCAAAGAGGAGACACACAAGAGAGUGCUUUUGUACGUGAGAAAGGAGACGGACGAGGUGUUUGACGCUCUGAUGCUGAAGUCUCCCACGCUCAGAGGCCUGAUGGAUGCUAUUUCAGAGAAGUACGGCGUGGCCCCAGAGCGGAUAGCCAAAGUGUACAAGAAAAGUAAAAAAGGGAUCCUGGUAAACAUGGACGAUAACAUCAUCGAGCAUUACUCCAACGAAGACACCUUUAUCCUCAACAUCGAGAGCUACGCAGAAGCCUACAAGAUCACGCUGACGGAGAUCUGACAGCUCGUCAGCCGACUCGAAGGACCUCAGAUUGAGACGAAAAGGACGCUGUGACUGCUGGUCGGCUGAAAUCUACGAGGCUGCUAUUGAUCGGCUGAUAAGCUGACAGACAGUAUUGGAGACAGUCCACUGAUGGCGUUAGUCCCACACCCUGAGGUCAGCGCCUGACCCCUCUCUGACACUGUUACACUAUGAAGCAAGUCGUACUGUCUGUGCCGGAGGACAACGACACUAAUGAAAAGAGGACAUUAUAGAAAGUCUUAUGAACUGGUUAUAUUUACUUCCUCAUUGUACUCAUCCUAUACGUUGGCAGAUAAAUGGAGCAUAGAUCCAUGUCCUCCACUGUAGGUGAAUAUUUUAUUGUAAAAAAAAACAACAUUUCUGUACAGUUUUGUGUUUUUGCCAAAUAACACAUGAUGAAAUGCCUGAUGUACUGUAUGUAGCUUGAAUUAGUUGGUCUUAAUUAAGUUAGUUUCUCUGCAUGCCAACCUUUGUUUUUAUUUAGUUGUGUUAUUAUUUAUUAAUGACAAUGUUUUGCAUUUAUUUAGCAGUUUAUCCAAGGAUUUCAAGUACUUUACAUUUCAACGACUUGGUUUAUAGUCACCCUCUCUACGAGUACUCAAGGAGUUUUUUAAAUGGCUUAUCUCUAUUUUUCAGCCAUGUUGUAACUAUUUACACGUCAACAAAAAGCUUAAAUGUUUAUUUGUAGGACCUAACAUGAGAUGGAAAUGGCUUGAAAGAAAAACACUGGAAACAACUUAUGUCGGGUGACUAAUGGCACUUGGCCUUGUGUGCUUGGCUGUAUUGAAAAAUGAAUAAAGGUCAAAAAACAUAAGAGAUGUCGUUUUUUGUUAAAAAUACAACUAAGAGUGAUGCUGUACCUAUGCCACAGGUUUACUGUGGAGUCCAGUCCUCAUCACUGUCACUGCUUUCUAUCUCACUGUCCUCACUUUCUGGUGGGAUUUCCCUUAUGCUCUGGUU